GGCGGGGUCUAGCCCGUAGUGGGGAGGAGCUCCACGCCCCGGGAGCUUUGGGCCCUAUAAGCAGAAAGUGAAUUUCACCCACUGAAAAUCCACGGAAGCUUCCUGAGCCAUGGCCUGUACUGGAGGUGCAGAGCAGAAACGGGGUGCUAAGCUAUGACCUGAACUGGGUUCCCAUGGCCUCCUAGCUCCAUUCUUGGCCUGAAACAGAUGUUCAGUAAGGUUCACAUUGGAUUUCUUCCUGACUUCAGUGGCUCCUGGUCCCCUCAAUGUUUCCACUCCACCUCUCCCAGUAGUUCAGUGCUUUGUGUUCAAUGUCGAGUAUAUGAAUUGCACUUGGAAUAGCAGCUCUGAGCCCCAGUCUACCAACCUGACUCUGCACUACAGGUACAUGAGAUCUGAUAAUGAUAAAUUCCAGGAGUGUGGCCACUAUCUGUUCUCAGAAGAGAUUACUUCUGGCUGUUGGUUACAAAAAGAGGAGAUUCAGCUCUACCAAACAUUUGUCGUCCAGCUCCAAGAUCCCCAGAAACCUCAGAGGCAGGCUGAACAGAAGCUAAACCUGCAGAAUCUUGUGAUCCCCUGGGCUCCGGUGAAUCUAACACUUUACAACCUGAGUGAAUCCCAGCUAGAACUGACCUGGAACAGCAGAUAUACAGAACGCUGCUUACAACACUUGGUGCAGUACCGGAGUGAUCGAGAUCGCGGCUGGACUGAACAAAUAGUGGAUCAUGCACCAAGAUUCUCCCUGCCUAGUGUGGACUGGCAGAAACUGUACACAUUCCGAGUUCGAAGCCGCUUUAACCCACUCUGCGGAAGUACUCAAUACUGGAGUAAAUGGAGCCAACCAAUCUACUGGGGGAGCAAUGCUUCAAAGGAGAAUCCUUCUGUGUUUGCGCUGGAAACUGUGCUCAUCCCCAUUGGCUCCAUGGGAUUGAUUAUUACCCUGGUCUUUGUGUAUUGUUGGUUGGAACGGGCCAUGCCUCGAAUUCCCACCAUCAAGAAUCUAGAGGAUCUGGUUACUGAAUACCACGGGAACUUUUCGGCCUGGAGUGGUGUGUCUAAAGGACUGACUGAGAGUCUGCAGCCAGACUACAGUGAACGGUUCUGCCACGUCAGUGAGAUUCCCCCAAAAGGAGAGGCUCUUGGAGAGGGGCCUGAAGAGUUUCCUUGCAGCCUGCAUAGCCCCUACUGGCCACCCCCAUGUUAUACGCUGAAGCCUGAAGCAUAAGCCUCACUCGCCUGAUGGAACUUUAGGGUCCUAUAGCCCUAAGUGCUAUUAACUGCCCUCUGCCAUCUUUGCCAAUCUGGAUCCAAUGCCCAUUGUCACCCUCUGGGACUAAUUUUGAAUUUUAUGUCUCAUGUAGCUGCUCCUCCAUUCAGUAUAUCCUACUUGGGAAUUGCCCCUUAUCCCUUUUUGCCCUGUACAAGUUUCUCAUCUCCUCCAAUCUGGCCCUCUGGCCUUUCUUCCUCUUUUUUUUUUGAGAUUUUAAGACAGGGUCUCACUAUGUAGACCAGGUUGGCCUUGAACUCACAGAGAUCCAUCUGCCUCUGCCUCUGCCUCUGCUGGGAUUAAAGGCAUAUGCCACCACACCUGGCCCUUCCUCUUUUAUAAGACAGAGUCUUACUCUGUAGCCCAAGGAUACUACUACUCUGUAGUUCCAAGGAUAGCUUGGAACUCACUAUGUAGUCCAGGUUGGCCUUUAACUCAUGAGCAAUCCUCCUGCCUCAGCAUCCUGAGUGCUGGGAUUAUUGGCAUGCACUGUCAUGCCCAGCUUGGCUCUUCUCUUUUUACAGAAUUCUUCCUCCCUUCUUACCUACUUCCCUUCUUCCCUCCCUCCCUUUCUCUCUCCUUCUUUCUACCUACCAUUCAAUUUUUCCUGAAUCAAUGAGCAAUAAAGUUUCUAUGGAUAAUCA
This is a messenger RNA of Nannospalax galili (Upper Galilee mountains blind mole rat), 1911 nucleotides long. It is a transcript of the gene Il2rg, whose product is annotated as interleukin 2 receptor subunit gamma. Lineage: Eukaryota; Metazoa; Chordata; Mammalia; Rodentia; Spalacidae. Gene Ontology annotation, biological process: cytokine-mediated signaling pathway. Gene Ontology annotation, cellular component: membrane; external side of plasma membrane. Bases 323 to 1225 code for a protein of 300 amino acids. Gene Ontology annotation, molecular function: protein binding; cytokine receptor activity. The transcript has 8 exons. The record is from RefSeq and is a predicted model, not a curated record.